Molecule: messenger RNA, 1834 nt
Organism: Schistosoma intercalatum
Lineage: Eukaryota; Metazoa; Platyhelminthes; Trematoda; Strigeidida; Schistosomatidae
Source: the annotation of a GenBank genome assembly
GCCUUGUGCAUUUAGCCGCCCAUCAUGAAUUGUGUCUCAAAUUUGGUUAUCGUCAGGUAUCCUUGAAUCCAUUUCGACUACGAACUAUCAGCCUCUGUUUUAAAAGGUUUGAAUUCGUUCCUUGGAAAUGUGGCGGGAAUCGGAUCACAAGAAUCCAAAAUACAUUCAUGGGGGAUUAUUCAGUGAAUUUAAAAAUGUGCUGGAUGCUUCUGAUGAUGAAUUCAAAGCGAUCCACAGAAACUCUCACGAGGCCAUUGACUUGAUGGAAAAGAAAGUUAGAGAUGAAUUUUCUACUGAUGAAACUCGCCUCUCAACUCUGUUGGUUAGAUUCCACGCUAGACUGGGUUCUAAACCUAAUAAUGACAUCCGUCACAAAGUAAACCAAUUAGCAUUGCGACUUUCAACAAUCGAUUGUCGUAGUUGUUCUAUCCACAGGUAUCUGUUUGUUCUGUAUAUAUUAUCCAGCAUCAAAAAUCGUGUUCUUGCAUCCAAAGAAUACCAGGAUAAUUUAGAAACAUUGGUUACCUCUUUAGAGAAUUCAUACAAUUCAUUAAGGACAAUUAUUAUGGAGGUCGAUGCGAUGGAAAGGAAUUUAAUAAGGUUUUCUAGUGAUUGGCGUCUCUCUCAAGAAAGCGUGCUGUCAGAUAUGCGUUCCAUGCAGCAUAUUAAAGAAAAGUAUUUAAAUUUAUCGAAAUCCCUUAGUGAAUCAGAUCGUCAAUUAAGUGAGUUAUUGUCAUCCGUUGAAAAAGCACCUGAUCAGCGCCUUCUGAUGUCAUGGAAGAAAGAAAUUGAGGAAAUCAAAGAACGAAAGGCAAUAUUAUCUAAUCGUGUAGACCAGUACAUGGGGAUUGAUAUCGAUACCACAAAAGCUGAAAAACAAUUAAGCGAUGCUCUUUCUCAAAUGGUAUGGUUUCUUUUGCUGGGAAUAAGUUUUCUUUAUCUCUACUAGGCAUCAGUUGACUCACAGUUACAGAAAAUCAUGGGCUUCAACGCAUGGAAUUAGAGCUAACUCCUCAAUAGAAAGCACUUACACCUCAAAAGCUUGUUGUAUCUUGUCUAUUUCACUGAUUACUUGGGUAUAAGCAUUCAUUGCCAAACGGAACAGCACGAUCUCUUGACUUUUUUGUCGACAUAUAUUUAUACUGUUAAUUUACUUAUAAAAAAGAUUUUAGUCUCAAACAUUCUUAUAAUUCUACUUCUAUGUUCAUACACAUGUCAUAACUUUUGUUUCGGAAAGACGUAACAAUAGGAAUUUAAGCAGUUUCCUGAUUCUUGAUCAUAAUCAAAUUAUUGACAUAGUUAUGAGGAGUUAGUUCUUACGUAGGUUAAAGUUUUGGUUUUUAUGUAUUGUAGUUCCAAAGAAUUUUUAUAAUUUCUCAUAUGAAAACAUUGAUUUCUUCGAAAUUGGUUGCACUGGAGCUGACGAUUCUCUUCUUUGACAUCUAGCUUUCGAACAUAAUGUCAUUUUGUAUUUUUUUAUUUUGAAACAACCUGUUCUUUCUUGUGAGACUCCAUUAUACUGGUAACGUUUUUUCCAGGUGCUAGUUUGUUUUGGCCUGUCUGUCGGUUAGCAUUGCAUAGUAUGAUACUAAAUUAUAGCCCAUAUAUCAAACUUGAACAGAAUUGCUUUGUUCAGGAUUACCAUCAUUUUGAUUUUCCUCAGCUGAAUGAAUCUUGCGGAUUAUUCCACAAUAAUGUUAAUGUAGUUCUGUCUUGCUUACCUAGGUUAUUCGAUAGUAUCUAAACAAAUCAUUUGAAUGUUUUUACUUUUGACCACUGAUGGCUAGAUGAUAGGUUUCUCGUGAAUUAUUCUUUAUCAGAAUGAGGAUUUGUG